Vicia faba (fava bean) is the source of this 621-nucleotide messenger RNA. The record is from the annotation of a GenBank genome assembly. NCBI's taxonomy places the organism in Eukaryota, Viridiplantae, Streptophyta, Magnoliopsida, Fabales, Fabaceae.
AUGCCAGAACGCGCCGCUGCUCAUGCUGCCGCCAACCGUCGUACUUCCCGUUCCGAUUCUAAUCCAUGUCUCAACAAAAACCAAAUCCUCGAGUUGUUCCACCGUUGCAUUAAGCUUGCUUCAGAAAAUGUAAUGCUCAUCAUUCACCAAUCACCACCACGUUCUAGUUCUACUUUUGAUUUUUUUUCUUACCGUUCAAUGUUUUUGUUUUUUUUCUUCUAUUUUUGUGCGCAUAAAAUUAAUCACAAAAAUACUUGGGAAUUGGAUUUGAUUGAUCAUCUUACUGAUAUUAUUAGGGAUCAAGACGAUAAUCAUAUACAGACUGAUUUUCAAAUGGCAGGUUGCAUUCUUGAAGCUGGAGUCAAAAUUUAUUCAUCAAGAGUGGAUUCUCUAUAUUCUGAGACGUAUAAAGUCCUUGCUAGAAUGAAUAGGGCGGGCCAAGAAUCUGAACAAGAGAGUGUCAAUGCAGAAGGGGGACAAGAAGAUAGCAAGAAGGGAAUCGUUAAAAAGUUGUCACCUUUGUCGACAUUGGAAUCAUCUUUUGAGGCUCUUAAUGUAAAGAAGUUUGAUGGUGAUCUCAAAUCUCAUGCUAUUUGUUACAUGUUGUUAAUUUUGGAAUAA